Messenger RNA from Antrostomus carolinensis (chuck-will's-widow), 539 nucleotides. Its product is annotated as membrane frizzled-related protein-like. The record is from RefSeq and is a predicted model, not a curated record. The annotation marks the transcript as partial. The transcript has 4 exons. NCBI's taxonomy places the organism in Eukaryota, Metazoa, Chordata, Aves, Caprimulgiformes, Caprimulgidae.
AUGAAAGAAUUCACCGAAAUCACGCUUUGCCCUGCGGCUCUGGACCACAGCAAGACCGAGUUCUGCAACCCUGUCUUUGAGGGUGAGGAGCCUCGAGCAGUGCCAAGCGCCGAGCACCUGCCAGACAAGGAUGGGACCAGCCCCGCAUCGCCCCGUGAUGGCCUCGGCCAGCAGCUCUGGGGCCAGGCAGGCUGGCGGUACCGUGCUGACUGCAAAUUCACUUGGCUCUGUGUGGCUCUGAUGAGUGUUGUCCUCCUCUUCCUCAUCGCCCUCCUGCUGGGAAUCGUCAUCCACCCCUGUGGCGGGACCCUGCAGGGCCCUGAGGGCUCCUUCAGCUCUCCCAACUCCCCCGGCCCCUACCCCCCCGAUGCACUCUGCAUCUGGCACAUUGAGGUGGGCCCCGGCCUCCCCAUCCAGCUGAAGAUGGAGACAUUCAACGUGGAGGGCACUGCCUCCUGCCUCUUCGACCGUGUGGAGCUCUACGAGGAGCAGGGGGCCAGCAGCAUGGAUCCUGCCCCAGCUCGGGGGGGCUUGACCAG